Molecule: messenger RNA, 1495 nt
Organism: Gilbertella persicaria
Lineage: Eukaryota; Fungi; Mucoromycota; Mucoromycetes; Mucorales; Choanephoraceae
Product: nucleoside transporter-domain-containing protein
Exons: 6
Coding region: 31-1185 (384 amino acids)
Biological process (GO): nucleoside transmembrane transport
Cellular component (GO): plasma membrane; fungal-type vacuole membrane
Molecular function (GO): nucleobase transmembrane transporter activity; nicotinamide riboside transmembrane transporter activity
Source: RefSeq, a predicted model, not a curated record
UUUUUUUUUUUUUUUUUUUUUUUCCUUUUUAUGUUUCAUCCAGACUCUGAAGAAACGGAUUUUUUUUUACCUAAUCAAGAUAACGCGACAAAAGAACCUUGGUUUGUCUAUUGGAUUUAUUUUAUCUAUGGUCUUGUCAUGCUUUUGCCAUGGAACGUUUUUAUUACAGCUUCGGGUUAUUUCUCUAUCAGAUUUUCAGGAACGGAUUAUCAGCAAAGUUUUCCAAAUUAUUUCUCUGCUUUCUUUAACUGUUCAAACUUGGCAUGUUUGGCUAUAUUGCUAUGGCGUCAAUCCAAAAGGUGGGAUGUUUGGAUACCUAUUUGUGUAAAUGCAAUGAUUUUCUUAUUCUUUGUCAUCACGUCUGUUGUACCAACAUUUGCUUCUCCUAUUGUCUAUUUUUGGAUUACCUCCAGUCUUUUGAUUCUUACUGGGAUCACGACAAGUUUAUUGCAAAUAAGUGUGGUUGAACAGGCAAGCCAGUUAUUGCCGAAAUAUAUGCAAGCUGUCAUGAGUGGCCAAGGUAUUGCUGGUGUCUUUGUGUCUCUUCUUCUGGUUGCGACAGAUCAAAGCAGUUGGCACGAUUUUCUUUAUUUUUUAGUUGCCUUCUUAGUGGCUUGUAUGAGUCUUUUUGGCCGGAUCAUAAUGCCCACUCUACAACCGCCAUUAGAUGUAGUACCCAUGACUUCUUUGGAUUCACCUCGUACGGGAAACCCCACGAUCUUUCGAAGAUCGAAUGUUUAUAUUGGCACGAUUGUUUAUGUCUACUGGAUCACAUUAUCCUUAUUUCCAUCAGUCACUCUCUCUAUUUCACCCACACAUAUGGACAAGGCUCUAUUUACUUCAUUGCAUUUCUUGUUAUUCAAUAUAGGUGACUGGAUAGGAAGAACACUACCUAUUUGGCCCGUCUGUCAAAUCAUGUCCAGUCAAUCACAAUGGUGGUUGGCAUUUGCUCGCACUUUGUUUGUUCCUCUCUUUCUCAUCUUGCGCCACAACCAUGCGAGUGACUGGCUUUUCUUUGUUUGUUUGCUCUUGUUUUCGAUCAGUAAUGGAUGGCUUACAACCCUUGUGUUCAUGGCCGCACCAACAAAAGUGGAGAUGAGUUGCAGGCCUAUGGUGAGUCGAUACGUCAGUUUCUUUCUUGUGGUUGGUUUAGCUCUAGGUGGUCUCAGUAGUUUUGUUUAUUAACCCACAAUUUGGAAGUAAGAUGCAUGUGGACUCAGUCAAUGUGAACGGACUGGCCAUAAUAAAUUUCUUUGGACCGGGGCGCUCUCUGUGCGGCGAGCGCCCCUAAAACUUGAUGUGUUACUCGCUAAUCCUUUCCGAUGAGUUAGUUUUGAGUGUCAACCCAGGUUGAGAACGAAGAGAAUGUCUUAAUGCCCUAUUCAUUCACUUUGGUUUUUUAACUCAAGUGACUGAGGGCUGGUGAUUCUUACACACUUCCAUUUAUAAAACCAAUCAAAAAAAAAAAAAAAUGAAAAAAGCCGGUUGCUUUUUC